Closterium sp. NIES-65 is the source of this 2550-nucleotide messenger RNA. The record is from the annotation of a GenBank genome assembly. Lineage: Eukaryota; Viridiplantae; Streptophyta; Zygnematophyceae; Desmidiales; Closteriaceae.
AUGACUCUGACUACAUUGCGGCAGGAUGCAAAACGCGCCGCGGAGGAGCUCGCGUUCAGGUUCAGGUGCGGUAUCGCGGACGGCCAUGGGUGGGAUGCUCAUGGCAAUGAACGUUUGAGGUCGCACGAACAGCCGGCGGGAUCACAUGUUUCGGGUCGCGAUGCAAUCGCACUCAAUACAGCGCUUGCUCUCGCGAACGUAGGGGAGGGGGAGCAGGGGAAGCCGGACAAGGAGGAGGGCUUGAGCUCUGAACGCGACGAGGAUGCCCCUGUGAACGCGACGCAGGGUCUAGGUGCCAAGAAGGCGCGGGAGGAGGCCGACGAGGCAGAGGGACAGGGUCGCGGACAGGACGAAGGGGACGAUGCGGAGGAUGACCAGCGCGGUGAUUUGGAGCUGGAGUGUUCAGAAGAACUGGAGGGGGAAGAGGACGACGAAGAGGAUGAGGAAGAGGAGGAAGAGGUGGAGGAUACCCUCGCGACCAACAAUGCCGGGUGGGCGGCGAGCGCGGUCGUGGGUGCAGGGAAGAGUAUUCAUGGUCUGCAGGCUGUGCUCUCCCCCCGUCACGGUAGCGCGAUCCCGUCUACAGAGUACGCGGGCAAGCGUAAACACUCAAAGCUGGUGAAGAUGGAUCCUGCGAAGCUGGCCGCGGAGAUCCUCCGCUUGGACGAGCAGAUGAAAAAUCAGAAGCGCAAGCUGGACGAGGUCGUGUCCGCAAAGCCAGGCACAGAACACGCGGUGGUGAUCACGCAGAGCUAUGACGAGCUCGUGGCUACGGUGGAGAAGGCACUGCGUCACGUGCAGAACACGGAAUGGGUGAUGCGCAGGGAAGCCAAGCUGGUCGCGAAGGACAGGGCGAAGAAUCGCGACAUGCGGGAGGUGCUAAAAUGCGCUGCUGUCCGCUUGGAAGAUUGCGCGGCUAGCAUGAAGGGGGUGGUUGUGGAUGUCAGAGUGGACUCCAUGGAGAACGCCCAGAAGAAACUGACGGACGAGGUCGCCCGUAAGAUUGACAGCGCGUCAUCCAACAUCGCGGGAACCGCCGAGAGAGCGAUCACCACAAGCGGCGUCACCAACUCUCUCAACAUCAUCAUCGCGAUGCUUUCCGGGCGUGACGCACCGCGACUAGUCACCGAUGGGCCGCAGGGGAAGGAGUCACACAAGGUCGCGGAGAAAGAGGCACGGAAGAGGGUCGCGGAGAAAGAAACGGUGAAGAGGGAGACAGGGAAGAAGGCCGCGGACAAGGACACAGGUAAGAGGGUCGCGGACAAGGACACAGGGAAGGGUGAGAGUAGCAGGGGAGGGAAGCGGCAGAAAGGUCCCGUGGCGACUAGCGUCACAGAUCUCCUUAAGAUAGGGGGCGCGGUCUUCGUGCGUGCAGCGGGAACCGCCAGGGUGGAUGCGGCUGCCGGAUCACCGCUUGCCCCCUCGUCGGUUGAAGCUGCUAAAGGCAAGGACAAGGCGAAGAAUCAGGGCCGCAGUGGUUGUAAGCCGCCUCCGGCCGCGUUGAAGGUGGAACACGAGGACGACGACGACUCAGACGAGAAUGACGUUGUUGAGCUGGUGUGGCAGAGGUUCAUGGGGCCAAGCGACACCAGCGGCACUAGCGGCAAGCGCAAGGGCUGUGGUAUCCGCCCUCCGCCCAAGGGUGGAGAGGGGAUGGUGGGCGAACCGUGGCUGGGGGGGAGGCGUCGCUGGCUGGGACAUCACUCACUCCAGGAGGUGCAGUACCUGACCGCGAUCGCGGUCAUGUGUUACGACAAGAAGGUUGACCACGGCCUCAAGCUAAUUGCCCAGCAGAGGAGUGAGUGGGCCGAGGACAUCUCCGCGGCCGGGACGAUGUGCACCGGGCUAUUCGCCACCAUGCACCUCCGCAACCUUUGCGGCAAUGUUGACAGGUACGGUCGUGUGUUCAGUUAUUUGUGCACACGGGUUCACAGGAUUGCGGUCACGUUCGCGACUAACCAUGUCCCGUGUUUUCCCCCUGCUUGCAAGUACCACCACAUGUUCAAGGCCUACCACGACUUCACCCGUCCCGGUUCCACCCUCGGUAACGCGGUCGCUUGGGCAGCUGCGGUGGGAAAGGAGGCUGCAGACGAGGAGCCCGAUGUCACCGGGGACCAAGUGGGCCUGUUUGCUGGCGCGGUCGCGUGCGCCAUAGCCAUGGUGUGGGAGACCUGCAACGGUCUCGAUCUCGAGGGGGUCAUGGAUGCUGGAUACGUCGCGGCGCAGUGUGUCGGCACUCCAGAAGAGAAGACCCGUGGUCACGUAUCGAUUGUGACCGCGGUAUUCAAGUGGGCCAAGAAGGAGAGUGCUCGCAAGCAAGCACCCGAGGUCACACCGAAACAGAUCGCGGAGAAGAUAGAGACCGCUGUGGUGAACCGCCUUGGUGCGCGACUUGGGGACCCCACAUUGGUCGGUAUGGUCGUGCACGAGGCAGUAGAUGUGCUGAUGACCUGGUGCGACUACAAGAUCGCGGCCAAGGCGAUGGAGACCAACGGUCUCUAUCUUGCACUGCCAUACAAGCGUCUGUCCGCGAAGAAGAGGUCCGCGUGA